Messenger RNA from Thyridium curvatum, 417 nucleotides. RefSeq lists its product as uncharacterized. The transcript is spliced from 2 exons. The coding region runs from base 1 to 417 and encodes 138 amino acids. Lineage: Eukaryota; Fungi; Ascomycota; Sordariomycetes; Thyridiales; Thyridiaceae. The record is from RefSeq and is a predicted model, not a curated record.
AUGUCGGGUCGUGUGUUGAUCAGCUCGGGAUCCGAAUUCGAAGCCCAGAUCGGAUACUCGAGGGCCGUCGUCACCGGGGAAUGGGUAUUCGUCUCUGGCUGUACUGGCUAUGACUAUUCGACCGGCUUGAUAUCCCCGCUAGUCUCUGAGCAGGCGGAGCAAGCGAUGAAGAACGUGGCCAACGCCUUGAAAGAAGCAGGCGUGGGUAUGGAGGACAUCGUCCGGGUGCGUUACAUCCUGCCGGACCGUGCGCUUUUCAAGGAGACGUGGACUGUGCUGCAGAAGUGGCUCGGGGACGUCCGGCCUACGGCGACCAUGAUUGAAGCUGGGUUGAUGGAAGAGAUCAUGAAGUUCGAAGUCGAGGUCACCGCCCGCAAGGUUGCAUCUGGCCCGAACCCGGGCCAACCUCCCCUGUAG